AUGUGCCCGGCACCAACAUCAGAUGCGCAAUCAUCGCAAACCGAUGCGACGACAAGCCAAUUACCCUCCUUCUACUCUCCCAAGAGAAAGAGCGAACAAGAUCAUACGUCUCGAGACAAUGGCGACGUCGAAUCCGUAGUAGACCUCUCCACCUCCGCCUCCCUUUCCACUACCUCGGCACAACCGACCACAACUCCCGCCAUCGCUCUCGACAUCAGCGACAACCUCUCGACAAACUCCUCACCGCGCGGCAUCCCCGUCGACAGCUCCAUUCCCACAGGAGGAUGCGGCAGCAAGAAGCCCAAACUCCUCGAGUCCCUGCCGCACGUCGAGUGCAUAGUGCGGGCGCGCAUCCCCACCACCAACGGCGCCGAGAUGUUCCUGCACCUGUACACCAACGACGUGGACAACAAGGAGCACCUGGCCAUUGUGUUCGGGAACAACAUCCGGAGCGAAAGUCUGGACAGGGUGCGGGAGGGCGAGACGGAGAUGGACAGGCUGGUCCGAGGCGCUUACACAGGGAGACUGUACCCCGGUAGGACGACGAGUCGGGAACCUUCUGGUGCUGCUGGGACUCAGACAAAGGAGGCAGAGGAGGAGGCAGAAGCAUUGGAGAAAAAGCAGACGCCGCUGGUCAGGAUACACUCCGAGUGCUACACGGGCGAAACCGUCUGGUCUGCGCGCUGCGACUGCGGCGAACAGCUCGACGAGGCCGCGCGCCUGAUGUCGUUGCCUUCCAACACCGCUGGCGGUAUCAUCAUCUACCUGCGCCAAGAAGGCCGAGGUAUCGGUUUGGGCGAGAAGUUGAAGGCCUACAACUUGCAGGAUCUGGGGUCGGAUACCGUCGAGGCUAAUCUGCUGUUGCGCCACCCCGCUGAUGCAAGAAGCUAUGGUCUGGCGACUGCCAUGUUGAGGGAUCUGGGGCAGAAGGAGAUCAGACUGUUGACAAAUAACCCGGAUAAGAUCAGGGCGGUGGAGGGCCCGAACAGAGAAAUUGUGGUGACGGAACGGGUGGCUAUGGUGCCGUUGAGUUGGAAGGGCAAGGGAGGGUUUAGGGCGCCCGAGGUGGAGGGGUAUUUGAAGACCAAGAUUGAAAAGAUGGGACACAUGUUGGACAUGGGAGCGCUCCCUCAGUGA
Molecule: messenger RNA, 1137 nt
Organism: Sordaria macrospora k-hell
Lineage: Eukaryota; Fungi; Ascomycota; Sordariomycetes; Sordariales; Sordariaceae
Source: RefSeq, a predicted model, not a curated record